UUGACAUUUCUCCUUGGAUGUUGAAUUCAUGCUGAAACUCAAUAUCACCAAAAUGCAAGCUGGAUUUCCCGACCUCCAGAGAGCAAGGCCCUGAUGGAACCUCCAACACCGUCAGCAUGUGCGCGUGGGGAACUGCUCUGACCGGGAGUCCAUCCUGACCAUUCUCCAGGUCCUUGGAGAUCUGCUUUCUGUGGGCACAGACAGGCGGAUUCGCUACAUGAUCAGCAAGGGUGGCAGCGAAGCCCUCUUGCAGACCCUGGUGGACACAGCAAGGGCAGCUUCUCCGGACUAUGAUGUCCUCCUGCCCCUCAUCCGGCUGCUGGCCAAAGUUGGCCUCCGAGAUAAAAAGUUUGGACAGAAGGCACUGGAGCUGGAAGCACUUGAUGUGACAUUGAUUCUGGCCAGGAAAAACCUGUCCCACAGCCAGAACCUCCUCCACUGCCUCUGGGCUCUGCGUGUGUUCGCCUCUAGUGUCACCACGGGGGCCAUGCUGGGCAUCAACGGAGCAAUGGAACUGCUUUUCAAGGUCAUCACCCCUUAUACCCAGAAGCGCACCCGAGUCAUCAGGGCAGCCACGGAGGUUCUGGCAGCACUGCUGAAAUCCAAGUCUAACAGCCGCAGGGCAGUGAACAGAGGCUAUGUCAGCAGCUUGCUCAGGCUACACCAGGACUGGCACAGCCAUGACACAACCAAUGCCUACAUGCCCAUCCGCCGGGCACUUCUGCUCUGCCUCAAGCACAUUGCCGCCCUCCAGUCUGGCAGGGAGGCCUUCCUGGCAGCUCAGGGCAUGGAGAUUCUCUUCAGCACCACACAGAAGUGCCUGGAUGACAAAAGCUUGGGACCCAUCGUCUCCGUUGUGCUUCAGAUCCUGAGGCANGGUCUGCCCAUGGAGCAGGCCCAGCAAGGCGCCUGA
Molecule: messenger RNA, 913 nt
Organism: Hipposideros armiger (great roundleaf bat)
Lineage: Eukaryota; Metazoa; Chordata; Mammalia; Chiroptera; Hipposideridae
Product: cytosolic carboxypeptidase 4-like
Exons: 9
Coding region: 218-913 (231 amino acids)
Source: RefSeq, a predicted model, not a curated record